This is a messenger RNA of Prunus persica (peach), 537 nucleotides long. RefSeq lists its product as uncharacterized. The record is from RefSeq and is a predicted model, not a curated record. Bases 1 to 537 code for a protein of 178 amino acids. NCBI's taxonomy places the organism in Eukaryota, Viridiplantae, Streptophyta, Magnoliopsida, Rosales, Rosaceae. The transcript has a single exon.
AUGGCUGCAGGUGGUAUUCUCAUUGUGUCACUAUAUGUAGAUGAUAUUAUCUACACAGGGAGUUCAAAAGAAAUGAUGGCUGAAUUCAAAGUUGAGAUGAUGAGGCAAUAUGAGAUGACUGACUUAGGUGUGCUUCAUCACUUUCUUGGUCUUGGAGUCCUACAAACUGAUACUUGCAUCUUCUUACACCAAAAGAAGUAUGCAAAGACUUUACUAGACAAGUUUGGACUCAAGGAUUGCAAGUCUGUUGCAACACCUCUGGCUAUGAAUGAAAAGCUGUCAAAAGUGGAUGGAAGUGAUCUAGCUGAUGAGACUUUGUAUAGGCAAAUGGUGGGGAGUCUGCUCUACUUAACUGCAACCAGACCGGAUAUCAUGUUUGCAGCAAGCCUCUUGGCUAGAUUCAUGCAUAAUCCAACCAAGAAACACAUGGGAACAGCAAAGAGGGUGCUGAGAUACAUUCAAGGUACUAUGAAUUAUGGAAUUGCUUAUGAAAAGGGAAAAGAGGCAGUGCUAAUAGGCUACUGUGAUAGUGAUUAG